AUGGCGGCGCCGGAGGGCGGCUCUGCUGCGAUGCCCGCGGCUUGUCCCGCUCCGCCUGGUCCCUCGGCUCCCGGCUCCUGGAGCCGCUCCUUGGACCGAGCCCUGGAAGAAGCGGCGGUCAGCGGGACCCUCAGUUUGAGCGGCAGGAAGCUCCGGGACUAUCCGCGGGCCAGCGCCGCCAACCACGAUCUCAGCGACACCACCCAGGCUGACUUGUCACGGAACAGACUGUCGGAGCUUCCAGCAGAAGCCUGCCACUUUGUCUCCCUCGAGACUCUUAAUCUGUACCAGAACUGCAUUCGAUAUAUCCCAGAGACUGUUUUGAACUUACAGUCUCUAACAUUUCUAAAUAUCAGUCGAAACCAGCUUUCAACAUUGCCAGUACACCUCUGUAGUCUACCACUAAAAGUUUUGAUAGCAAGUAAUAAUAAACUGGUUUCAAUACCUGAAGAAAUUGGACAGCUCAGACAGCUGACAGAGCUUGAUGUGAGCUGUAAUGAAAUACAGACAAUACCUCCACAGAUCGGCAAUUUGGAGUCCUUGCGAGACCUAAAUGUCAGAAGAAAUAAUUUGGUGCGUUUACCUGAAGAGCUUGCUGAGUUGCCUUUGAUUCGAUUAGAUUUCUCCUGCAAUAAAAUAACAACAAUACCAGUUUGUUAUAGGAACCUCAGACACCUUCAGACCAUCAUGUUAGAAAACAACCCUCUCCAGUCCCCCCCUGCACAGAUAUGUAUAAAAGGAAAAAUUCAUAUAUUUAAAUACCUGAACAUAGAAGCAUGCAAGAUAGCUCCAGACUUGCCUGAUUAUGAUAGGAGACCCAUGGGAUUUGGAUCAUGCCACGAGGAGCUCUAUUCCAGUCGUCCAUAUGGAGCACUCGAUUCUGGCUUCAAUAGUGUGGACAGCGGAGACAAAAGAUGGUCAGGGAAUGAACCAACAGAUGAGUUCUCAGAUCUCCCAUUACGUGUGGCAGAGUUCACCAAAGAGCAGAGACUGAGAAGAGAAAGUCAGUACCAAGAAAACAGAGGGAAUGCAGUUGUAAUUAAUGGUGGAGUGGAACAUGAUCUCGAUCAGAUUGACUACAUUGACAGCUGUGCCACGGAGGAGGAGGAGGAGGAGGUGAGGCAGCCCAAGUGCCAGGACUCCGACAGCCUCAGCUCCCAGUUCAUGGCAUACAUCGACCAGCGGCGCAUCUCCAAUGAGAGCUCACCAGUAAAGCCUGUAUCCAUCAGAGAAUUUCAGAGAACAGAGGAUACAAGACGACAUUUACAUCAAAACAGGGAUACGGAUGAAUUACGAAGACCUGAAACUCUAAAUUUGAUGCAGGACAGAGAGCAUCACCCAGUACUAAGGAGUUAUGUGGACAGGACAGAGAGACCCCUGCCUGAUUCACCUUAUUUUCUUUCGCUGUCAAGUCACCAAACCCAGGUGCCCAACACAGACUCUGAGCUGCACCGCCGGCACAUCGAGCGCACGCGCCGGGAGGCCCAGCUGGCAGCCCUUCAGUACGAGGAGGAGAGGAUGAGAACUAAGCAGAUUCAGAGAGAAGCUGUCCUUGACUUUGUUAAGCAAAAAGCCUCCUUAAGUCCUCAGAAACAAAGUCCAAUGGAUAGUGAGUGUCCCUUUCCAUCCAGAAGGUCUCAGCAUACUGAUGAUAGUGCCUUGUUAGUGUCACUCUCAGGGUUGAAUCAAGAAAGCUGUGCUACUACCCUGCCUAGUGCCUCUACCUUCAGUCCUGUCAAGAGUGAUGACAGAUCUACCAUCUCCCCUGGCUCACCUACCGCUCAGACAGUCCACCUUUCCCCUCCAUAUCCUGGCCAUGCAGCCCCGCCUUCCUAUAGAAACCCUUCCCAGCGACCUGAGAGUUUCCUUUUCCGAACAGCUGUCAGGGAUGGAGCCAAGAAAGCUGUUUCUUCAUCCUCUACCUGUGCCUUGUCUCCUGCUAAUGAUUCUGCAGACCCUCGAGUGAGACAAAAUUCCAAACAGCGGGAGGAGGAGCUGGAGCUGAUAGAGCAGCUACGCAAGAACAUCGAGUCGCGGUUGAAGGUGUCACUGCCCAGCGACCUCGGGGCGGCUCUCACGGACGGCGUCGUCCUGUGCCACUUGGCCAACCACGUGCGGCCCCGCUCUGUCCCCAGCAUCCACGUGCCCUCACCUGCUGUUCCUAAACUUACAAUGGCAAAAUGCAGACGAAACGUGGAAAAUUUCUUGGAAGCUUGCAGAAGGAUUGGAGUGCCUCAGGAGCAAUUAUGUUUGCCUCUGCAUAUUUUAGAAGAGAAGGGUUUGACACAGGUAGCUGUGACUGUCCAGGCGCUCCUGGAGCUGGCACCCCCAAAGCAGCAGCCACUUCACCACUUGUCUGCUGUGUAAAGACCUCCGGGACCUUUUGGGUUACCUUGGCUAAGCAGAAGGACCUGAAGACUUUACUGCCCAUGCAGUGCAUCCAAACACACAGAGCUCUGUUCUAAGGAAAUGAGUUUCCAUGAUUCCUGACAGGAAUGUUUUACUUCAUUUCUCCAUUUUUUUUGGAGAUCACAACAGUUUCCAGAAACAUUUUUAUUACCAAUAUUUUUGCCCCUUAUUUAAAAAAAUGAGAGUUCAUUGGGAGGAGGACAGGGAAUGCUAGUGGCUGGCUGUUGGAGCCAGCUGUAGAAAUGGACUUUGCAGGAUGAAGAAAUGGGUUUAGAGUCUGGAAAGCAAUUCCUAGGGGAAUUUGUAAAAAAAAAAAAAAAGGGUGUUGCUGCAGUGGGCACACAGGGAAUUAAAUUUCUUUCCUUACCCACAGGGUGCAAAGAAACGGAGUUUCUUUGCCUCCAAAGAAUGACGAUUUCUAUUAUAAUAUUUUUUAAGUUGCAUCACACAAUCUUAACUUGCAGUGUUUGAUAACAGGGUUGAACCUCACACAGCUGUCACUUGCCUUGGCAGGUCCUCAUUACUAAAAGUCAAAGAAAAAAAAACACUUUUCCCAAUGGAAAAAUGACUGUAUGUUUUCUCUGCCAGAAACACCUUAGUAAAAGAUACUAAGUCAGAUCUGUUCAAGUGGGAUUAAUCCCAUCAGCAUUCUUGCUGUGUUCACUUUCUGUUUGGGUUUUAGCAUGUCUUUAUCUGAACACUUUUCCAACAGCAGUGGAGGGAGAUUGCCCCUGUCCUUACAUCCCCUUCUGGUGGUUUUGUGGGAUCACCAGAAUCCCUGCAUUUCCCUGCAGUGGGAACAGUGCCAGCCUGCCCUGCUGGUCAUUAGAAGCCCUACCGGCUAACAGAUUUAUGAGGGGCUGAACAUCCCCUGCAGGCACAGAAUGGAUCAUGUUAAAAGCACAGUUCUCAAGUUCCCCAGGUGGGCUGGGUGUUGUCAGAGCAGCAUCUGUGCUAAGGCAGCUCUGAAGGGUUAGACAAGGCUUUCAAUAAUGUCCUUUAUUAGUUGGAGUUUAUGUAGAGAGAUAUGCUGGUUUUACAGAACUGCUAUCACUUCAUUCCUCUUUCCUUAACAUAAUAAUGGAAUUUCGCUGUACAGAAGUGGGAGAGGCAGCUGACAAGUUCUGCAUUUUCCUGGAAAGCUGAUGUGCAAAAUAAAGACAGGUCUAUAUGCUCUGGUCCUAGUGACAAGGCCAAGCUUGCUACUGGAUCAAUUAACAAUUCUUUUUUUCCCCCCCACAAAAAGGCCUCACAAAAUCCAGUUUCCACCCAUGCAGUUUCCUUUGUCAGGUUUUGCCCAAUUCAAAGCAUCCCUGAACAUUAUGCUACUAAUACAUGGUACAUGUUCUGAAAGCAACUCCAGGCAUCAGCCAUAUUCUGUCUGGGAUAUAUUUGAAGCAAAAUACACCGAGAGGAUUUUAUGCAGAUAAAGGAAGAAGAAAUGGGAACAAAUUAGCUAAAAGUCAUUUUUGCAGAAGUAAAACCUGCUGUGGGAGCUGCCAAGGACUGGUUUUAGCUGCAUUUUUCCCCUUUUGAUUUGCAGUUUUGUUUCCAUUUUGUUGUGCUUCAUGUAUUUCUUUCAAGGCCCAUUGUGGUGAUUGUUGAAUCCCCUAUUUCUCAUAAUUAUUCCAGUUGCUUCUUCUUGGCAUUGGUUGGUCACAUUUAAAGUGAAGAACACCUGGGAGGUGUUUAAGAGUGCCCAGCUGCAAAGAGAAACCUCCUCAUGCUGGGCAAAUGCAGUGCCCUGAGCCCUGCAGGGAAUGGAAGUGCCAGGAACUCACAGUACCCACAGGAAGAGCAGCUCCACACAGGCAUUCUUGCCCCCUUAAGUAGUUUUUGUAUUUCACUUGAUGCCAUUGGUGAGAAGCAUUGUUCAUUCCCACAGGGUUACACAGAGGUGUCUGAAGUGUCUGCUGCAGUUUGCUGGGGGGAAGAUGCUGCCACUCACAGGCAACACCAGACACAGACAGAGUGUUCCUGAUGUGUUUGUCUCUGCACGUAAUUUGAGAGAGAGGGAGGCACUGACUUCAUCUUGGUUUCCAACAUUAAGUCACCUGUUGUUACAGGGACAGUUGCAUUUACCAGCACACCCAUCAUGGGCUAUUUAAAUACCCCUGUUUGAAGAAAACCAUUCCCUUCAUGGAUUUGCAAGGGUGUGGUGAUUGCUCCAGCACUGAAAGAAAAUGAAACUUAACAGUAUUCAGGUUGGUGGAAAUUUUGUCAUUUAAAUAUAGUAGUUUUUAAUGGGGUGGGGGCUUGAGUCUGGCCUGUAAGAAGGAGCCAUUUCCUGUUGGCCUGAGUGGCUCAUGGCCACCUGUGGCUGGAGGCCAGGCAGGCAGAAGGUCCCUGGCACCGGGUACUUUGUUGUGAGCAACGUUCACUCUGGAGUUUCAGCGUAGGUAAUUGUGUUAGUUUGACAUUUGUAAUCUUAUGUUUUUAGGCUGGCAAGCACUAAAUCUUGUCCAGAUGCUUAGGACAAAAAUUCAAACCUGAAGUUUCAUCAUGCAGUUUAUUUAAUGUGUUAUACCAAACCCACUUCAGUUCUCUCUUGCAAAAUGGGUUGGGAUUUUUCAGUGUAGUUAUGUGCAAUUUUUAUGUAUCCCAUGAAAAGAGUAUUUGAAAGAAAACAUAUAUAAAGUUCUAUUCAGUGUGUUAAAGCAAAGAAGAGACUCUCUUUCCUCUUCGGGGCAUUUGUGUUGGAGGAUGUGGGAGGGAUCCACUUCAGUGUUCUGUGCUGCUGGUGUUCCUGCACUGACUCCAUGGUGUCACACUCCCUCCUCACACCUGGCGAGCCCUGAGCAGUGUCUGAGGCUCUGCAAGGUCACACACUCCAGGUGGAGCGGCCCAGGCACUUGGGAGCCCCUAAUGGCACUGGGAGGCCAGGGCAGAGCAGCUGGGGGUUCCCCUUUGAAGGAGAGGCUUUUGUAAAGGCCCUGCCCCCUGCUUAAAAUCCACCAGGGACAACUCUUCACAGCACCAGAGCACCUCUGUUGUUCUUGGUAGCAGCAGGAUGGCAAAUGGUAUUCUUAACCCUUUAUGACUAUAAAUGGUUCUUUGAAAAACUGUUUUAGAAACAGAGGACUUGAAAGGUGAAUUUGGACAUCAGAAAAUUCUUUUGUAUAGAUAUUGUGAUGUUCUACAAAGUGAUCUAAUUUUGUUAUUUCUGAAAACAGUGUAAACGUGUAAGUAAUAGAGUAAAGGAUUUUAAAGCUUCAUCCCAUGCUGUAUGUCUGUAAAUACAUUCCAUAAUUUCUGUUCCAUAUAAAUGUGUCUGAAUAUUGUAUAUUUUAAAUCGCCUGUAUUCUGCCAGUAGUGUGAACUUCUAGCACAUUGAUAAUAUAAAAGAAAACCAUGGGUAUUUGAAAUAAAGUUUUAAAACUUA
Messenger RNA from Vidua chalybeata, 5791 nucleotides. It is a transcript of the gene LRCH3, whose product is annotated as leucine rich repeats and calponin homology domain containing 3. The coding region runs from base 1 to 2367 and encodes 788 amino acids. Gene Ontology annotation, molecular function: protein binding. The transcript has 22 exons. Lineage: Eukaryota; Metazoa; Chordata; Aves; Passeriformes; Viduidae. The record is from RefSeq and is a predicted model, not a curated record.